CUAUCAGACACCGAGGAAUAUUCUACCCUGAACACGUCUACCAUGAACGCGUCUACCAGUAAUACAUCUACUUUAAACACUUCUACUUCACACAACUCUUCUACUUUGAACACUUCUUCUUCGAAUAGUUCAACUUCUAACCAAACUACAUUACCCGCGUUUCGGACAAACUCAGCUUCUUAUAACGCUUCAACUUUAAGCUCGUCUACCCUGAAUUCUUCGACGUCAUCUACGAGCGACAAUCUACCUAACCCCUUGAGCUCAUCUAGGCAACAAUGUCCUACUUCUACCGAUGCCUGUGGAACCGGCAAUGUUAACGGCACCGCAACGCUUGAAAACGAUACCGGCGCAACUGCUGAGCCAGAUUCUUACGUUGCCACGGGUUCUUUCUCUUCUGGAUCUUCCGGAUCAUCGGUAUCUUCGGUAUCAUCAUCGUCUAGUGUAUCGUUUCCAGUAAAUUUAAAUGCCGAUGGUACCGGCAAAUCCCCGUGUACCGGGAAAUUAGCGUCCGGUACCGGUAACGACAACUCCGCUAGCAACGUCUUCGAUAGUAACGGUUGCAAGAUAACCAGGCACGAGCAGAAGUUAAAUAACGGCAUAGACGACAGUAAUGAAGUACCGGAUACCGUACCGGAACCGGUAGAACAACGCAACGUUGCCGGUCAGAGCCAUCCGGUAAAACGGAAACGUACGGACGACGAGGGUGAAGACGAGGCAAACGUCGUGGUGAAGCACGAGAACGAAUCCUUCCCCUCUGAGGGUAUGAACUCGCCCCCCGCCUCCCACUUGCUCUCCCCCACCGAGGGGGGGCUGCGGGUGGACCAGUCCGUUAUUAACGGUACUGGGGAUGAGGGGGGCUGUACCGGCACCGUUAUUAACGGUACCGGCGACGAAGAAGGCUGUACCGAAACUCCGUACAACAGCGAUGUGGACAUCAGCGACGAUGAGGAGACAAAGUCCCGGGACAGCGGGCCAAACGUCGACGAAAAGCACUCUCCAACGCUGUCCCCGUCACACGGGGGGUUGACGCUGCCCCCCUACCCUCACCUGGUGGGGGGACUGGACCGCUUCCACCCCCACGCCCCCUACCCCGUCAUGCCCAACUCCCUCCUGCAGCAGAGCAUGAUGUACAUGGCGCACUACAUGCCUCAGGUCCCCCCAUUCCCCGGGGGUCUCAUGGGUCACGGGUCCCUCCCUGAGGAACGCCGUAAACGUAACCGAACCUUCAUAGACCCCGUAACCGAAGUCCCGCGGUUGGAACAGUGGUUCAACCACAACACUCACCCCAGCCACAACCUCAUCCUUAAGUACACUGAAGAACUCAACCGCAUGCCAUACCGCCAGAAGUUCCCCAAACUAGAACCGAAGAACGUGCAGUUCUGGUUCAAGAACCGCCGUGCUAAGUGCAAGCGCUUGCGUGUGUCCGGAGACCAUGUGGCCAUAGGGAUCACGUCUUAUGGAGCUAAAUGAGGCCAUAGGGAUCACGUUUUAUGGAGCUAAAUGAGGCCAUAGGGAUCACGUUUUAUGGAGCUAAAUGAGGCCAUGGCCUCAUGCCAUAUGGAGCUAUGUGGGGCCAUGGCCUCGCGCCAUGUGAACCCAUAUGGGAGCCAACCUGCCGCCAAAUGGAGCCAUGCGAUGGAUCGUGUAGCAGGACACAGGUUCUCAUGUAUAUUUGUGUGAAGCUCAUGUAAAGCGCAUGCCUGGGAAAUUAGUGGUAUGAUGUGUACCUGUGGUAUGACUGGUACUAUAUCCUGCAUACCUGUGGUGUGACUGGAAUAAGGUUUCGUUAGAGGGUAAGGGUUAAAGAGUGAGGGUAAAAGAGUGAGGGUU
Molecule: messenger RNA, 1830 nt
Organism: Hyalella azteca
Lineage: Eukaryota; Metazoa; Arthropoda; Malacostraca; Amphipoda; Hyalellidae
Gene: dve
Product: putative GPI-anchored protein pfl2
Exons: 4
Coding region: 43-1470 (475 amino acids)
Biological process (GO): chromatin remodeling; regulation of transcription by RNA polymerase II
Molecular function (GO): DNA-binding transcription factor activity, RNA polymerase II-specific; RNA polymerase II cis-regulatory region sequence-specific DNA binding
Source: RefSeq, a predicted model, not a curated record